CUCAGACCUCUUUCACCCUGGUCAGUAACAUCAAAAACACAUGUAGCCUGAUGAAAAACAUGGAUGUUGACUGGUCUGUUUAGACAGAAGAACACGACUGAGCUUCUGAAGCCUGGAGGAGCUUAUGAUUUUGAGACAACAUUGUUAGUAUUUCAAGUUGAAGUUUUGUUAAUAGAAUUUUUUUUUAACAAGUUUUUUUUAUUUUUUAAAUACAAAUGGAUCUUACCGCCAAACAUGGACUGGUGCUGCUUGAGCAGCUGAGGAAGAUGAGGGAGAUUGAGCAUCUGACCGACGUGGUGUUGGUGGCUGAGGGCAUCAGUUUUCCCUGCCACAGGGUCAUCCUGUCAGCCUUCAGUCCAUACUUCCGUGUCAUGUUUACCUGUGGUUUGCGUGAGUGCAACAACAGAGAAAUAUUUCUGCGCGACACUCCUGCCGACAGCCUGGCCCUCCUCUUGAACUACAUGUACUGUUCAGAUCUUCCCCUCACUAAUGCCAAUGUGCAAGGCAUUUCCAUUGCUGCUUUUCUUCUGCAGAUGGACGAUGUGUUCAGUCGCUGUCAGAUGCACAUGAUGGAAAACAUGGAUGCCUCCAAUUGUCUUGGUGUGUAUUACUUUGCUCGUGACCUUGGGGUAGAGGAGCUUGCUGACAACGCCCAGCGCUUCUUGAGGCAGCACUUUGUCCAAGUUUGCCAGAAUGAAGAGAUCUUGGAGCUCGAGGCCCAUCAGCUUGGAAAACUCUUAGCAUCCGAUGAUCUGAAUGUCACACGAGAAGAAACCAUUUUGGAUGUGGUGCUUCGCUGGGUCAAACAUACCACUCUGAUGGAUGGAGAACUCCGUCACCGUCAUCUUCCAGAGCUCCUGAGGAAGGUUCGUCUUCCACUGAUAAACCCGGACUACUUAAAAGAGGCAAUGAGGAGAAACACGGCCCUGCUGGCUGACGCUGAAUGCCUGGAGAUGGUGAAUGACGCCCUGCAGAUCACAGCCAUGCACCCCUCAGCUGCCCCGCGCAAGCUGAAGCUGCGGUAUGGCAUGGAGACCACGGAUCUGCUGCUCUGCAUUGGCAACGACGGUGGUGGGAUCAGGUCAAGAUACGGCAACUACGCAGAGCGCAGCUUUUGCUACGCUCCAUCCACAGGCCGUAGCUACUACAUUACUUCACCUCGCUAUGGAGAAGCUCUGGGAUACGUGUGUGCUGGGAUUGUGACAGAAAAGAAUGACAUUAUAGUAGCAGGAGAGGCAAGUGCGCGCAGGAUGGCAAGACAGAAAGACAUGAACGUUGAGAUCUUCAGAUACAAAGUGGAGGCCCAAGGAAGUUGGGAGCGCUUAACAUCUGCAGAGUACCGUGAUUCUUAUGCUCUCGGAUCACUGGGCGAUACUCUUUACCUACUGGGUGGGCAGAUGAGGCUGAAGAAUCAAUUUCUCAUCACAAAUUGUGUCGAGCGAUGGUCUCUGCAGGGCGGACCGUGGAGGAGUGCUGCACCCCUUCCCAUGCCUUUGGCCCACCACAGUGUGGUCCAAAUGAAAGAUCGCCUUUACGUGAUAGGCGGACGAACCCCACAGUCAUACCGGACGGAUGAUGAGCCCGACCGUCUUAGCAACCGCCUCCUGGAGUAUGAUCCAAACACAAACAAGUGGACAGAGCUCGGUCCAAUGAAGUACUCAAAGUACCGCUGCAGUGCUGUGGUACUAAAUGGGGAAAUUUAUGUCAUGGGAGGUAUUGGAUGCGAUGGUGUGGACCAUGGGCAGUCACGCCACUGUCUGGACGCUGUAGAGAUCUACAAUCCAGAUGGAGAUUACUGGAGGGAUGGCCCUUCACUCCCAUGCUCUCAGCUCUCACUGCGCACUAAUGCAUCCAAUGCAGGCGUGGUGGCAGGGAAGAUUUAUGUGUGUGGAUAUUAUAAAGGGGCAGAUCGUCACGAUGAUAUUACAAAAGACAUUCUGGAGCUGGAUCCAUGGGAGAACCGGUGGACAGUGGUGGCUCGGCGUGCACUGAUGCAUGACAAUUAUGAUGUCUGCUUAGUGGCGAAUCUCAACCCCAGGGGGCUGAUGUCCCCACCUGCAGACUUAGUGAAACUGUGACAGGGCUGUCAGUCAGACUAAAGUGUGUUUGCAAAAAGUCAGUGAUGGAAUGUAAUUAUUAAUCACUGAAGCACUUAUUGCUGAGCUAAAGGCUUUAAAACUCCAUGCAGAAAACAUCUCGGUGGUCUGUAUGACAUGUAGUCAUGGUCAAUGUCUUACUUGCACACUGGAAGGCAGAUAAGUAAUAUGUAAAUACAGUAUGUGUAUUGUUUUUGAUUUCAUUUGGUAACAUCUGCUGAAAGAAAUGUAGCUGUGAGGAAAAUAUCUGAUGACAACACAAGCAACAGAUUUUUUCUGACAGCCAUAAAUGAGUUACAAAGUUGAACACAUGGCUUUCAUAAAAGUUAGACUUAGAAUAUGAAAAUACAGAAAAGACAAAAAAAAAAUCAAAUUGAUACUGGCACAUUUAGUACACGUUUAAAAAUGUUAGAUUUUAUA
This is a messenger RNA of Salarias fasciatus (jewelled blenny), 2516 nucleotides long. RefSeq names its product kelch repeat and BTB (POZ) domain containing 12 (gene kbtbd12). The record is from RefSeq and is a predicted model, not a curated record. The transcript is spliced from 6 exons. NCBI's taxonomy places the organism in Eukaryota, Metazoa, Chordata, Actinopteri, Blenniiformes, Blenniidae. Gene Ontology annotation, molecular function: protein binding. Bases 216 to 2078 code for a protein of 620 amino acids.